Molecule: messenger RNA, 1092 nt
Organism: Aspergillus pseudotamarii
Lineage: Eukaryota; Fungi; Ascomycota; Eurotiomycetes; Eurotiales; Aspergillaceae
Exons: 3
Coding region: 1-1092 (363 amino acids)
Source: RefSeq, a predicted model, not a curated record
AUGUCGAAGUCGCUAGGAGAACCACACAAGCCAAAUUCUGAGAAGAAUAUACAUCAAUCCUCUGGCCUAGAGAGCCCAGAAGUUCAACAUGUUGAAAUGGCCUCUGGCCCUGGGACGGGUUCGCGUUUUUACCCGACCACGCCUGUUGAUAUGAACGAUGAACGCCAGCUCUAUUCAAGGACACCUCUUCCUUCACGUACUUUGGCUAACGCACGAGCUGCACUGCAACAGCUAGUUUUAAGAUCUAGAUAUGAAUCUUCAUACAUGCCACUUGAAGAAUAUGGCUCGCAGGGCUCAAUUAAUCUUCCAACUCAGCCGCCCCCUGCUAGAGUCAUCGACCAGUCUGGUGUCUCAAAUCACAGAAAAUCCUCUAGCCAUAGCGCGGGUUUUGAUGUAAGAUGCACUCAAGAAAAUGGGCCGCCAGCGAUCUCAUUCGGGGUCAAUGCACCCAUGCCACGUUGGCGAAUCGAGCGUAUUCAUCCAAUGCUUGCACGGGGAAGUCAAGCGCUGCGAUGGGUGUUCGAUGCUGGCACAGACUUUGCCCGGCUUGGAUGGUCAGAUGAUAUGGUUUACGAAUACGCAUACAGGUGGCUUGAGGAAGCUUCCAGCGAUCCAUCAUUCAGACGAUAUGCGAGGUCCAACAUUCUAGGCGAAUAUGGCAAAGAUCCGCUACCGACCCUCCCACCAGCACCAAGUACUUGCUACUUUCGAUCAUGGUCUCAAUCAUCGGGAACAAAUGAUAGCUGGACCCACCACAAUUAUAUGUUUGACUUUGAACCUUCUGGAGGCUGCAAUGAGACUGACCUCGAGCUUGGUCGAUACAAGCCGACUCGUACGUUGCGGAAAGCAAGUACGGACGAAGGCCGACCAAUGCAGUUCAAAGUAUAUAGGUGGGUCUGGUUCAGCGUCGCCUUUUUGGUAUUGAGCAUGUUUUUGUGUCUUUUCUUGUACGGUUUCAUUGGCCCACAACUCCACGCGAGUCUCUGGGGUAAUGUUAACUCCAAUUAUAUUAGUCCUUCAGACUGGCGUUCGUGGGCAAAUGUUUUUCUUCUCCAUAAAAGAAAUGACAUAGUAGGUGCAGCAAGUGCAUAA